AUGUCACUUGAUCCAACGGCUAAGGAAGAAUCAGUUCAUUAUCGAAUGCUUUCAGAUUUUAAAACGACGUAUCCUUCCCUGUUAAAUUCUAAUAAUCAAUUGCAUUACGCCGAUUCUCUGAUAUCAUCAUUUAAAGGUCCAAGUACUAUCAAGAGUAAUAACAUUAAUAAUAAUAACAAUAAUAAUACUCAUACAAUGAAUGGAAAUUAUAAUUCAUCAUUACAACAACAACCAGCAGUAAGUGCUACUGCUUCUCAACAACUGUACCCAAAUCAAGCAUAUACUUCAUAUUAUAUGUAUAAUCAACAACCUCCAUUACAAGCCUCAGCAGCUGCUAAUCAACAACUGCAACCUCUGCAACAACCUCAACAACAACAAUACCAACAAUCAAAUAAUGCAGUAGCAGAUCAAGGAUAUGGAUAUGCAAGAUAUCAAACUGGUUAUGCUACUGCCGGUGCUGCUGGUACUGGACCUCAAAAUUAUUCCUUGUACCAACAAACCAUUCCAAAUCAAUUAUCUCAACCUCAGCCUCAACAUUAUAAUCAAAUAAGUUCUAAUACUGGUGCAGCUACAGGUGUAUAUGGUACAGCUUCAAGUGUUCCACCAAAUCCUUCUGCAACCAGUAAUGCUCAAUCAACUCCUAUUCCAGAUACUCUUAAUCCAGCUUCUACUUCAACUAUAGGACAAUUUCAACCUCCUGACAUAAGACCAAGAGUUACCACUACUAUGUGGGAAGAUGAAAAGACCUUAUGUUAUCAAGUUGAUGCUAAUAAUGUCUCAGUUGUAAGAAGAGCUGACAAUAAUAUGAUUAAUGGUACAAAAUUGUUAAAUGUUGCUCAAAUGACUAGAGGACGUCGUGAUGGUAUAUUGAAAUCAGAAAAGGUAAGACAUGUUGUUAAAAUUGGAUCUAUGCAUUUGAAGGGGGUUUGGAUUCCUUUUGAAAGAGCUUUAGCUAUGGCUCAAAGAGAAGGAAUUGUAGAUUUACUUUAUCCUUUAUUUGUACGUGAUAUAAAACGUGUCAUUCAAACUGGUGCAACUCCAUCAACAGCUUCAAAUAAUCCUGCUGCUGCUGCUGCUGUUAAUUCAAAUCCUGCUGCUGCCAAAGCAUCUACCACUCCAAGUACAAAUCCUGUUCCAACCAAUGUGAAUAGUUACUAUCAACAACAAUAUGGUCAACAGUAUGCUCAACAAUAUGCUACUCAAUUAAAUGGAAAUUCAACUCCAGCUACUGCUGCUGGUACUGCAUCUGCUCUUGCAGCUUCUAAAUCUCCUCAACAGCAAUCUGCUGUUCCAUCUACCGCUGCUUCUGCUGAAAAUUAUCAACAAUUACAAUAUCAGCAAGCCAUUGCUCAACAGCAAGCAUAUGGAUAUCAACAACCAUAUUAUGGUGCUACCACCACUGCUGCUGCAACUGUUCCAAACCAAUAUUAUCCUUAUAAUUAUUCUUCAUAUGGUAGUCAGCAACCUGUCUAUUCAGCUUAUGGAUAUCAACAAUUGCCACCACAAAGUCAUCCUCAACAAAUACAACAACAGCAACAACAACAUCAAGUAGCUCAACAACUGCAACAAGCGCAAGCUCAACCUCAACAACUGCAACAACAAACUCCAACUCAUAGUUCAACCCAAUCUCAAACUCAUGUAGUUCCAACUGCAUCUAAUGACCAAAACGUUUCCUCUGCAGCAAAUGGCUCAGAAGAUUCUGUAAAGAAGGAAGAAAAAUAA
Messenger RNA from Scheffersomyces amazonensis, 1722 nucleotides. It is a transcript of the gene EFG1, whose product is annotated as KilA-N domain-containing central transcriptional regulator EFG1. The record is from RefSeq and is a predicted model, not a curated record. The transcript has 2 exons. Lineage: Eukaryota; Fungi; Ascomycota; Pichiomycetes; Serinales; Debaryomycetaceae. Gene Ontology annotation, molecular function: sequence-specific DNA binding; DNA-binding transcription factor activity. The coding region runs from base 1 to 1722 and encodes 573 amino acids. Gene Ontology annotation, biological process: positive regulation of transcription by RNA polymerase II. Gene Ontology annotation, cellular component: nucleus.